AUGCAGAGGGAUGAAACUCUCUCUCUACGCACAGUCUUCCCCUCCCUCCAACCCCAUUCUGUCCCUCCUUCCAACCCCAUCCUGCCCCUCCUUCAACCCCAUUCUGCCCCUCCUUCCAACCCCAUCCUGCCCCUCCCUCCAACCCCAACCUGCCCCUCCCUCCAACCCCAUCCUGCCCCUCCCUCCAACCCCAUCCUGCCCCUCCCUCCAACCCCAUUCUGCCCCACCAUCCAACCCCAACCUGUACCACCAUCCGACCCCAACCUGUACCACCAUUCCAACCCCAACCUGCCCUCCCAUCCAACCCCAACCUGUACCACCAUCCGACCCCAACCUGUACCACCAUUCCAACCCCAACCUGCCCCACCAUCCAACCCCAACCUGCCCCACCAUCCAACCCCAACCUGCACCACCAUCCAACCAACCUGCCCCACCAUCCAACCCCAACCUGCCCCACCAUCCGACCCCAACCUGCCCCACCAUCCAACCCCAACCUGCACCACCAUCCAACCAACCUGCCCCACCAUCCAACCCCAACCCGCCCCCCCCAUCCAACCCCAACCUGCCCCACCAUCCAACCCCAACCUGCCCCACCAUCCAACCAACCUGCCCCACCAUCCAACCCCAACCUGCCCCUCCCAUCCAACCCCAACCUGCCCCUCCCUUCCAACCCCAACCUGCCCCUCCAUCCAACCCCAUCCUGCCCCUCCCUCCAACCCCAACCUGCCCCUCCUUCCAACCCCAACCUGCCCCUCCCUCCAACCCCAUCCUGCCCCUCCCUCCAACCCCAUCCUGCCCCUCCCUCCAACCCCAACCUGCCCCUCCAUCCAACCCCAUCCUGCCCCUCCCUCCAACCCCAUCCUGAACCUCCCUCCAACCCCAACCUGCCCCUCCCUCCAACCCCAACCUGCCCCUCCUUCCAACCCCAACCUGCCCCUCCCUCCAACCCCAUCCUGCCCCUCCCUCCAACCCCAUCCUGCCCCUCCCUCCAACCCCAACCUGCCCCUCCAUCCAACCCCAUCCUGCCCCUCCCUCCAACCCCAUCCUGAACCUCCCUCCAACCCCAACCUGCCCCUCCAACCCCAACCUGCCCCUCCCAUCCAACCCCAACCUGCCCCACCAUCCAACCCCAACCUUCAUCACCAUCCAACCAACCUGCCCCCCCCUCCAACCCCAACCUGCCCCUCCCUCCAACCCCAACCUGCCCCUCCUUCCAACCCCAUCCUGCCCCUCCCUCCAACCCCAUCCUGCCCCUCCCUCCAACCCCAACCUGCCCCUCCCUCCAACCCCAACCUGCCCCUCCUUCCAACCCCAACCUGCCUCUCCUUCCAACCCCAUCCUGCCCCUCCUUCCAACCCCAACCUGCCCCUCCCUCCAACCCCAACCUGCCCCUCCCUCCAACCCCAUCCUGAACCUCCCUCCAACCCCAUAUGCCCCUCCAUCUCAACCCCACCAUAG
This is a messenger RNA of Salvelinus namaycush (lake trout), 1458 nucleotides long. RefSeq names its product vegetative cell wall protein gp1-like. Bases 1 to 1458 code for a protein of 485 amino acids. Lineage: Eukaryota; Metazoa; Chordata; Actinopteri; Salmoniformes; Salmonidae. The transcript has a single exon. The record is from RefSeq and is a predicted model, not a curated record.